This is a messenger RNA of Eublepharis macularius, 2520 nucleotides long. It is a transcript of the gene PACC1, whose product is annotated as proton activated chloride channel 1. The record is from RefSeq and is a predicted model, not a curated record. The transcript is spliced from 8 exons. Lineage: Eukaryota; Metazoa; Chordata; Lepidosauria; Squamata; Eublepharidae. Bases 243 to 1277 code for a protein of 344 amino acids. Gene Ontology annotation, cellular component: cell surface.
CUUCGCAGAGCCGUGAAAUGGAGCAGGCUAACGGUAUCUCGAGAAAGAAAAAAAAGAGCUAUGUGCGCUUGCGCAGCAUUGUGUUCGCCUCCUGGUCUGUUAACUUGCGCGUUUCGCGAAGGGUUUGUGGAACUUCUGAGUCUUCUCCGGGAUUGACUUCAGUUUAGCCCACAACUCUCGCACUAACCUCCCAGGUCUUUGUCGCGGCGCCCAGCUCUUCUCGUAUUUCCUUCGCAGAUGCCAUGAUUAGACAAGAAAUCUCGACAGCUUACCAGGAGCUUAAUGAAGAUAUGGAGCAAGUACCUGCAGAUCUGGUGGCAGGAACAGAAGAAGUAGAUGAAGAAGAUACCAGCUCAACUAUUCUUCCAGACAGCAACAGCCCUUCAGUGCGUUUCAGCAAGUCCUGCCUGAAGAAUGUCUUCUCAGUAAUUCUCCUCUUCAUUUAUCUUCUGCUUAUGGCUGUUGCCGUUUUCCUUGUCUACCAAACCAUUGCUGACUUCCAAGAAAAGCUCAAGCAUCCAGUGAUGUCCGUCUCUUACAAGGAGGUGCCUUUUUAUGAUGCUCCUGGCAUUGCCAUCUACCCAGGUCAGGCUGAACUGCUGGCCUGUAAGCAUCAUUACUAUGAUUAUAUUCUGCCUUUAGUCAACCCGGGUCUGCCAGGAGAAAUUGAAUGCAUUACUGAGAGAGUCAACUACACAGAUCCCUUUACUAAUGAAACCACGAAACAUGCUGUGAUUGUCCAAGGACCUCGUGAAGUGAAGAAACGAGAACUGGUGUUCAUGCAGUUCCACCUAAAUGAGACGGACCAGGAUUUCAGUGCCAUAGACUAUCUUCUCUUUUUCUCUUUCCAAGAAUUCCUCAAAAGUCCAAACAAGUCAGCCUUUAUGAAGAGGUGUGAAAGCUCCUACUCCAGCUGGAAAUUCUCUGGUGGUUUUCGAACCUGGGUCAAAAUGUCUUUGGUGAAAACAAAAGAAGAAGAUGGCAGGAAGACAGUUGAAUUCAGACAAGAGAUCAGUGUGGUUAACUACAUCGAACGGAGAACAAAAGCUGGGGGUGACCAACUGUUUUUUGUGGUAUUCGAAUGGAAAGAUCCUUUUAUCCAGGAAGUUCAAGAUAUUGUCACUGCAAAUCCCUGGAACAUGAUAGCUCUUCUUUGUGGCAUCUUCUUGGCUUUAUUUAAAGCAGCUGAUUUUGCUAAAUUAAGUGUGAAAUGGAUGAUAAAAAUCCGCAAACGGCACCUCAAGAGAAGAAGCCAAGUCCUGAACCACAUAAGCUGAGGACUAUAAGCUCCACUGGAAAAGUUUUGUAAUACACUGGAUAAUCAAAUGAUUUGAGACUAAACCACUACAGAAGCAGUAGACCUGCACAGAGAAAGUGUUUUGUUGGAAUAUCACACCACAAAACUUGAAGUUCUGGAGAAAUCAACUUUGUAUGAACUCCUGUCAAUUCCAAGCUAUUUUUAACUCUUAAGUUUCUUUACCAAGAUACUAAGUGCUGGAAAGACUCUUGAAAUAAUGGUCCAUUGUUUGUAACAAAACUUACAGUCUAGUAUGUAUAGACAAAUCUUUAGCAGUGAAGCAAAAUCAAGACUUGUUUCUAAGUUGAGAUUCCUGCCCAUCUUAAAUCAGGUUGUCUUUACCAUGGAGCCCAAUGCUAAUGAGUUUAGUUAAUCUUGUGGUCCAAGUUUUGAGCUCUAGCAUUUUCAAUUAAAAUCUCAGGGAGAAAGAUGCUUACUUGAAGGUCCAGGGAGUUCUUGCCUUCAGGGUAUGCUGCCAGUUUGAGGGGACAGUACCAAGAUAGCUAAACUAUUGGGCUGAUCCAAUGUAUGGCAGAGAUGCUCAAACACCCGCAAGUUUGGCUUACAUCCUGUUUUCCAGGGCAAACAGGUGUUGGUUGACAUAUUUAGGACUGUUCACUAGGUUUUGACUUUAUCCCUUAUAGAGCAGUACAGCACCAUCAGUUUUUCCUACAGCUUUGGCUACUAUUUUUCUGUUGUACCACUGGAGGACUUUUGGAGGUUUAAUUGCUGUUGCACACUAAUAUUCUAACCAUCUAUUGCCAUGAUUUUUGAAGUCCUGGCUUUCACUUUUUAAAAAAUAUAGCUGUAGCCUAAACUUUUCUUAUGUAGGAAUGGUGGCUUGGCUUGGGGCUGCACGUAUAGUCAAAUGAGACAUAAAUGAAUGGGGUUAUUUUUUUAAAAAGUCCUACCCUUCAGUGGUUGUCUAAGUAUUCCUGACUUCACAGCUACAACUUCACUUGGAUCAUUUGCAUUUGCGCAGUUUUGAAGAAACCCAGUGCAAGACUGUUCAGCAGACAUUUGCUGCCAACCCCGAGUGCAUUAUCAGCUCACAUCUGAUUGUCACAAAUGUGCAGUACCCAAGAGUAUCACUAAUUUGGAUUACUAAAGGUCUGCAGGUCAACAUGAAAUGUUGGAAUUUUAUCACAAAUUCCAUUUUGGUUAAAAAUGUAUCUGUUCAAAAUGUUUCAAUAAAUUAUACUUGUGUGCAGCUUCUUUAAAAA